AUGCAGUAUAUCAUAGAUCAAAUAUUCGCGGGCAAUCGCAUAGGUGACUUGACUCCUUCACCGUCUGAAAUGGAGCGCCAAGAGCAAGCACGUAUAGAAGAAGAUGCAAGACUCCAAGAAGAGAAGGAAGCAGAGUUAAAAAGAAGGUUAGCCAUGGGUGAGGAAAUCGAAUCAAUUCAUUCGGAGGAAAUAAGUCCUGAAGAGAGAGAAAACAGAAGGUUAGAGGACGAAUACAAGAGACACGUUAGGAAUAUACAGCGAAUGGAGCGAUCAAGGUUCGUAAUAAGAGAAAAGAAUAAAAAAUUCAAUAAAGAUACCGCUUUAUAUUUGGAGCUCGCAGGCUUGAAGAAACCAGAAGCCUCAGAAGAAAUGAAACAAAGAGCAGCUGCAUUUAUCCAAAACAUUUAUAGGCAAUUUAUGAACAUAAAACGGAAACAACUUAGAGAAAAAAGGCUUAGGGAAAAAUUAGAAAUGAUCAUACCCGCGCAACCAAUGCCAUCCACUAAGACCGAGCUGCGAAAUGUUCAAGAAAUAAGACGAAGGUUUAGACAAAAUUAUUACGAGAAGUGGCUUAAAGAAAAUAUUAAGGAAAAAACUCGCAUAUUACAAUUGAAAGAAGGUUAUAUCAUGGAUGAUAUCACUACUGAAAUUAGAGAAUGGUUUCGGGUAUGGUAUAAUAAAGUCCGCACAUUUGAUGAGUUUCCAUGGCCGGAGGAAGGAGGUUCGAUUUUAGUUGUCACGGGUGAAACCUUUACUAUUGAAGAAUACAUCGAAUGGAGAACUGCUGAAGAAAAGAGGCUUAAAGAAGAAUCUGGCAAUCCGAAAUCUAAAGAGCAAAUUAAAGCAGAAAAACUACAGGCUAAAAUGGAAAAACGACGUUUAGAGAAAGAAGCUAUGGAAAAAGAGAAAAAACGUUUGCUUGAUUACAAAAAAUCUCGACUUAAUCCAGAUAAUGAUCCUGGUGUUUAUAUCAAAGGCUCGUAUCGUGAGCGCGGCGGGCACUCGACACCGCAAUCUGUCAGUCGACCGGAGCGCCCAAUAACGGCGGCUUCCCCGAAACUGGGUCGGUGUCGGGUGCUCCUCGAACAAUGGCUGGAGACUAGAUGCGCCCACACCCGCCGCCGGAUGCCGCUGUCUCCGCGCCCCGCCGCCAUUUCCGCGCGAGACCGGAGCGAGGCGGAGCGUUUCCGCCGAGUCUACCGCCACCUCCACAAUGGAUCCUUCAUAUCUUCCCAGCGC
Molecule: messenger RNA, 1239 nt
Organism: Iphiclides podalirius (scarce swallowtail)
Lineage: Eukaryota; Metazoa; Arthropoda; Insecta; Lepidoptera; Papilionidae
Source: the annotation of a GenBank genome assembly